ACCAUCAGACCCCUCCCUCCCACCUUUCUUGCCAUCUGCCUGUCGACGGGGGACUAGGCAACGACUACCUGGGACCCCUGGGUAUACAUCGCCUCGAAACUCCGUAAAAGCAAGCCCGAUCGCUCGGCGAUCAGCAGCACGCCCGCUCGACUCGGCAAGGCAACCACACCAUUAUGUCGCUGUUCAAUCGCGACCAGCCGCAGCAGGGCUACAACCCGUACGCGCAGCAGCCACUAUACCCCCAGCUUCCCGGCCGGCCAAACCAGCCGCCAACAACUCCAGGACAGCCUGGCGCGCUCGUUGCGCCGCAGGGGCCGACGUCUGGCGGGCACCCGAACCCGUUCCACCUCCCCUCGCUCCCUCACCUGCACCUGCACCACCACCCGUCUCAGCCGCCUGCCCCCGCGCCCGCACCAGCACCGUACACGUUCGGUUCGUCAGGCCUUGGCGGCGGCUGGGGAUCCCGGGCCACGGCGGGCGCGUACGCCGCCGCGGGUUACGCCCCGGCAUCAGCCUCCCAGCUCCAGCAGCCCCAGCAGCUCGAGACGGUCGGCAAGGACGAGGAUCCAGUGUAUGGCCCGUUGAGCCGUGCGCGCGGCAAGAUUGACCGCGCCAUUGUCAGUGACAAUGAGAUCUCGCCCGACCUUGCCGAGCAGUUCGCGCCAACUAGCGAGCCGCCAUACCUGCCCCCGCCUACGCAGACGAACGCGUUCCGCACCGCGCGCAUCACCAAGACGACGCCGCUCCCGGAUGCGCUCCACCAGGAGCUGAACUACAAGCACCUGACUGCGCGCAUGGGCCUGUUCGAGGAGAUUGAGCGUGCCUGGUUUGCUGUGGACAACAAGCUCUUCUUGUGGAACUACAACGACGGCCGGGACUUCAGCAGAUAUGACCAGCAGACGGACACUAUCCAGACUGUCGGCCUCGUGCGUGCGCGCAAGGACGUGUUUGUCGACGACAUUACCCACCUGUUGGUCAUUUGCACCGCGACCAAGAUUACCCUCCUCGGCUUGUCUCGCUCGGACAAGGGUGAGCUUUCGCUGUAUGCGACCAACUUGAGCACCGACACCUCGACUGGCUUCCUUGACAUUCGCGGCACCGACUCUGGUCGCAUCUUCCUCCUCGGCGUGGACAAGGACCUGUACGAGCUCGAGUACAGCACGGGUGGUGGCUGGCUCUCAGGUGGCUCCAAGGCAUGGCUUUCGAAUCGCUCCAGCGGCUACUUAAGCACUUGGGUCCCCUCGGUCUUCUCAUCCGCCAACCGUGAGGGUGUCGAGUCGUUUGUGCUCGACCCUCAGCAGGGCAGAUUGUUCGCGCUCCACACAAAGGGCGAGAUCGAGUACAUCGACGUCCAGGCUUCGCGGUUCGAGUCGCGCGCCAGAUAUGUUGCGUUGAGGAACGACUUCCAGCGCCUCGGCUACGGUGGUGCGGCACCAGGUUAUGCGGGCGCCAAGGUCGUCUCAAUAGCCAUCGUCGGCGCCGAGGAGAGCAAGAAGGCGUGGGUGGUUGCCAUCUCGGCGAGCGGAGCCCGUGCGUACCUCGGAACCGCGGCGUUCUACAGUCAAUAUGCGACCACUGCGUCUCUCCAGGUUCUCGGCCACCGCCCCCCACCACCCGAGACGACCAAGGCCGACGCACAGUCGUUCUACUCGUCCGGCACCUUCAUCGGGGUGCACUAUUCCCAGUCGCCCACGCCCACCGCCCGCCUCACGUUUGUUACCCCCGCUCCCGGUCGCCAGUCGUCAGUGCGCGAGAACUACGAAACCUUCCACCUUCCCGCGCUUCAGGAGUGGUCGUCGGUCGACACGGUGCCCAGCCAGGUUUGGACGAUUGCCGAGGUCGCGGCGACCAACCCGUCCAGGUCACCUCCCGCACUGUGCAGAGAUGAUGGCAUCGCUCUCUCCGCCCUCCCCCGCCAGACCACGGCCUAUGCCCGCCAGUUCCUCAUCCUUACCCCUAGCGGCAUAUUCUGGGCCGUCCAGCCCCGCCCGAUCGACAUGCUCGAGGCCGACAUUGGCCUCGAAAAGGACACGGGCAUUCACGCUGGACGGGCAGCAUUUGGUCGUGUCCAGCUUGCCUCCAUGGGCGUGCAGAUGGGAGCCAAUGCCGACAAGAACAAGCAGUCUGACCUCAUUUCCAUUUCCAACAACAUCUUGCUGGUGUCCGAGCCACCUGUGAUCCGCCAGGCAUCCAACGGCGCGCGCUCCAUUGUGUACUCUGCUCGUCACGAUGGUCUCGCCCUGAUUCUUGGCCGUCUUCUGCGCCCCAUCUGGAACGCAAAGGUUGUCGUCCCUGCUGGCCCCAAGAAGUUCAAGCUAGGCGUCACGGACAAGGGCCUCCACGAGGUCCAGGGCCGUCUCGCAGACCUGCGCCGCUUCACCGAGGACCACCCCUUCCCUCGUCACCAGGCUGAAGGUGACGCCAAGCUUGCCUGGGACCAGGAGGAGCUGUCUCUCCAUGGCCUGCAAGUCCUUCUCAAGCAGGCCAUCGAGGCCAUUUCGUUUGUUCUCCUGCUCAACGACUACAAGCUGCCCGACGUUAUCGCCAAGUGCAACCCAUCGACGCAGUCUACGCUCGCGAGCCUCACCUUCCAGGGUCUCCUCACGAGCCAGGGUGGCCGCGACACUGCGCGUCAUCUGGUGACGGCGCUCAUCGAGUUGCAGAUUGGCCAGGAGCUGGGCAUCGACACCCUCAGUGCCAUCCUUCAGGAGCGCUGCGGAACAUUUGUGCAGUCUGGCGACGUUGUUCUUUACAAGGCGGAGGAGAGCCUCCGCCGUGCCGAAAACACGCGUGAUGCCAUCGAGCGCCAGGAGAACCUCUCCGAGUCGCUCGACCUGUUCACUCGCGCCUCGUCGAGCGCCGCCGCUGCCGUCUUCCCCCGCCUUCCUGACGCGACUCGCCGGUACCGUACGCUCAACGACGUGCGCGGAACCAUCGAGCUGCCGCUCCGUGUCGCCACCGACAUUGACCCCGACGACAAGGCUGGCGACUUUGUGCGCGAUGGCCGAAACCCGGGUGACCCGCGUGCCGCGUUCCUCCAGCAGCGCCAGGAGUGCUACCAGCUCGUGGUCGAGGCCCUCAACAGCUAUGACGAGAAGCUCGACAAGGCUGUUGCCGCCGGCAACCCUUCGGCCGCCGUCAAUGUCAGAGACCAGGCUUACGCCUUUGCCAUCGCCUCGGACGACGAGUUGUUCCACUUCUACCUUUAUGACUGGACCAUUGAGAUGAACCGCGCGGACCAGCUUCUUGAGUUUGACACGCCAUUCAUUGAGCGAUACCUCCAGAUCACCGAGUCCAACGUCCCCGAGCGCCGCGACCUGCUUUGGAAGUACUACGCGCGGAGGGAAGAGUUCCUUAAGGCUUCCAAGGCCCUGCACGACCUCGCGACGAGACCUAGUGACUUGGGAUUGCAGGAGCGCGUCUACUACCUUGCGCAGGCUCUGGCCAACGCCAAGUCGGCCAUGUCGAUUGGAUCGGAGGACGUCGAGUUCACAACGGCGUUGCAGGAGCGCAUCGAUGUCGCCCAGGUUCAGCUGGAGGUCGUCGGCGCCGUCGAGGGCCACCUGGACAUGGACCGGGGGGAGAAGAACAGCGUGCUUGAGCACCUCAACAGCGAGUUGAUGACCCUGGACGACCUGUACCUGCAAUACGCUAGACCGCUUCGUCUGUACGAACCGAUUCUCCUCAUCCUCAAGACGGCCGACACGCGCAUCGAGGACGUUUGCGAGGCGGUGUGGAGGGAGCUCAUCGCCGAGCGAUCACAGGACACUCCCCUGGACGCCGCUGUCGGCGAGCUUGUCACCGACUUGUGCCGGAAGUACUACCCCUCGGAGGCUGCGCCAUCCGACAUUGUGCUCCCUGUCGUGUACGGUGAGGCCGCGCCUCACCGCGCCGCCACCGAGGCCGGUUGGGCAUCGAAGGCGCUCCUGGCUGGCGGUGUUGGCUUGCGGGAUCUGUGGGACGCUGUCGUCGCGCUGCACGACGAGGCCGUCGACUACCGCGAGUACUAUGCCGAGGAGGCGGCCACGCUCAUCACCGUGUGGCUCGACAACAAGACUGGUCUUCCCCCCGCCGACGUCGAGCAGUUUGCUUCGGCGUACAUGUUGCGGACGAACGGUGUUCAGCUGGACCAGCGCCUGAGCGACACACGCAACACCAUGUCGAAGGCCAAGAAUACCGCGGGACAGUUUUAGGGGGGUAAUGGUGAGAGGGAGGAGUAGCAAACCAUAGAGGCGUGUUUGGUUGAAGCAUUCUACAUAUGAUAUCUGAUGCAUU
Messenger RNA from Vanrija pseudolonga, 4275 nucleotides. It is a transcript of the gene SPAC890.06, whose product is annotated as putative nucleoporin. Gene Ontology annotation, cellular component: nuclear pore inner ring; nuclear pore. The record is from RefSeq and is a predicted model, not a curated record. NCBI's taxonomy places the organism in Eukaryota, Fungi, Basidiomycota, Tremellomycetes, Trichosporonales, Trichosporonaceae. The coding region runs from base 174 to 4193 and encodes 1339 amino acids. The transcript is spliced from 5 exons. Gene Ontology annotation, biological process: protein import into nucleus; transcription-dependent tethering of RNA polymerase II gene DNA at nuclear periphery; protein localization to nuclear inner membrane. Gene Ontology annotation, molecular function: structural constituent of nuclear pore.